Messenger RNA from Peronospora farinosa, 894 nucleotides. The record is from the annotation of a GenBank genome assembly. NCBI's taxonomy places the organism in Eukaryota, Oomycota, Peronosporomycetes, Peronosporales, Peronosporaceae.
AUGGCGGAGACUCCGUCGCUGUUCGCAUGCGCGCUGGAUGUAUUGACAACGGUUGAUGUCUUUGCAAAGGCUGAGAAGACCUAUAAGUAUGUAGGGCAAUGGAAGAAUGGUGCGAUCAAUGUGGUCUGUAAUGAAGACGACGACGUGAAGAGCGUGCCAGACCAUCCGGCGCGACCGGAGAAUGUGAAAGUUGUUCCAGUUAACAAAGCCAAGCAGGGAUCCCGUAAGGUUUUCGUGCAUAGUUUGGUGCACUCUGAAAGCUACGCGAUCGAUGUCAUGUGGGACAUGGUGUGUCGCUUUGUGCCGCACAAUCUGCCUCGUGCAUUCUACGACGACUGGGUUCGUAUCGCAGGUGAGGAAGCAGACCACUUUACUAGGUGGGCACGACGUCUCACGGAGCUCGGUAGCUUCUACGGCGACCUCACGGUCCAUGAAGGUCUCUGGGAUGCAGUCUAUGAAACUCGCCAAAGCAUUCUGGCACGUCUGGCUGUAGUGCAUCUUAUUCAUGAGUCUCGCGGGCUUGAUGUGUUUCCAAACGCUGUAAAGAGAUUCGAGAAGGCCGACGAUAAAUCAAGUCUGGAAAUCAUCAACAAAAACUACCGCGAGGAGACCACUCACGUGGAGGCUGGAGUACGUUGGUUCCGAUAUGUCUGCGAGCGGGAUGGCGGUGAUCCCAUUGCAAAGUUCCACGAGAUUGUACCGCAGUACUACAAGGGCAAACUGAAGCCACCAUUCAACAAGGAAGCACGCAGCAAAGCUGGAAUGUCGGAGGAAUGGUACCUUCCUCUCAGCUUGGAACCUGGUGUGACGGAAAAGAAACCCACUAGCGCUACGACAAUCGAAGAAACGACAACUGCGAUGUUAUCGAUGAAGGUAGACUCAUUUGUGUCGUAA